Molecule: messenger RNA, 3647 nt
Organism: Cicer arietinum (chickpea)
Lineage: Eukaryota; Viridiplantae; Streptophyta; Magnoliopsida; Fabales; Fabaceae
Product: ubiquitin carboxyl-terminal hydrolase 2
Biological process (GO): protein deubiquitination
Cellular component (GO): nucleus; cytosol
Molecular function (GO): cysteine-type deubiquitinase activity; zinc ion binding
Source: RefSeq, a predicted model, not a curated record
UCCCAUUAUCAUCCAUAGUCCGUCCAUUAAAUGAAAGUUUUAGAAGUAAUGUAGUGGUGAUUGUGAAGCGAGUGAAAGCAAUUAGGGUAUAUUAAAUCUUGAAAGAAGGUGGAUCGGGCAGAGACCCGACCAGAGCGGUAAAACAAACCUUGCACGUCUCUCUCUCUCUCUCUCUCUCUCCUCACAGCGGACAGGGGAGAGAGGGGCUCUUCCUCCUCACUCACUCCGCAUCUUUCAAUCUCCUAUUUUCGAUUCUCUUCAUUCUCCUUCCACUUCCACACACAGUGAACUGGCAAUUCUUUGAAGUUUCAAGACUCUUGUUUCAAAUCUUCCUCUUGCCCCUCCUGAUUUUGCAGGAACAAUGGGGAAAAAAGUGAAUAGGAAAACUCGAAGUGCUGUUAAAGAGAAGGUGGUUGCUAUUGGUUCGUCGCCAAAAAAUAUUACGGAAUCGUGCAACCCAGCAAUUGAGGCUGUUGAUGAGGGGGCUUCAGUUGCAAAAGAGACAAUUUCUUGCCCUCAUCUUGUUAAAGGUGUUAAUUUAGAUAAAUUGUCUGAUAAGAUUAAGUCUUCUGGAUCCAUAAGGUGUGAAGAUUGUAGACAAGGGGCGGUUGAUAGGAGGGGUGGAAGAGGAAAAGGUAAACAUGGGAAGAAGAAAGGCAGUGCAUCAUUAGACUCAAAAUCUGAUUUGAAGUCUAUAUGGGUCUGCUUGGAGUGUGGUCAACAUACCUGUGGAGGUGUAGGGUUACCAACGACCCCUCAUUGUCAUGCAGUUGGGCAUGCGAGGAAAACUCGACACCCAUUAGUGGUUCAUUUUGAAAAACCUCAACUGUGUUGGUGCUUUCCUUGCAAUAUGCUUAUCCAAGUUGAUAAAAUUGAAAAAACUGAUGAAGCAAGUCAUUCUAUAUCUGAUGUUGUGAAAUUGUUUAAAGGACGAUCAUCAGAAAAAUCGUCAGUGGAUAUUGAGGAUGUUUCCAUUGGGGAUGGCAGUGUUACUUCAGAAAUUAAGUCAAAAUCUUCGAUCACAAGUGAUUCAUAUGGACAAGGUUGUUAUGUAGUUCGGGGCAUGGUUAAUCUUGGGAAUACAUGUUUCUUUAAUUCAAUUAUGCAAAAUCUGCUUGCUAUGAAUAAAUUGCGGGACAAUUUUCUAGAGCUAGAUGCUCCUGUUGGGCCACUGAUUAGUUCGUUGAAGAAGUUGUUCACUGAAACUAACCCAGAAUUAGGAUUCAAAAACACUAUAAAUCCAAGAUCCUUUUUUGGUUCUGUAUGUACUAAGUCUCCCCAAUUUCGAGGAUAUCAACAACAUGACAGUCACGAAUUACUCCGUUGUUUACUGGAUGGGUUGAGUACUGAAGAACUAGCUGGAAGGAAGCAGAAUGGUUCUCUCAAGACAGAUAGGGCCUCUUCCAAUACUUUAGUUGAUGCUUUAUUUGGGGGUCAGAUAUCUAGUACUGUGUGUUGCAAUGAAUGUGGGCACUCCUCAACAGUGUAUGAGCCAUUUUUAGAUCUUUCCCUCCCUGUUCCAAAUAAGAAACCUCCACCUCGGAAGGCUCAACAAGUAUCCCGAACCAAAAAGACAAAACUUCCACCAAAGAAAGGGGGAAAGUCUCGAGUCAAAGUUAGCAAGGAUGCUGAUCUCUUACCUGUUAAAAAUGUACCAAGCCAAUCUUCCAGCCAUGAAUCAUCCUGCCCUGAUCAGUCUGUCAUAUCAAAUGCUGAAGAAAUGGUGGCUUCUUCUGGUGAUUCUACAGUAUUAGGUUCUGAAGAAAUAAGCAGUGUGGCCAAUAAAGAGGACUUAUUGCCACCUAAUUUGGUUACUGUUGGAGAGUCUCAACAAAUGCAAGUGCUUGACAAUGAUGCAAAUAAAACGUCAGAAUUAUCAGAUGAUUUUGUAUGGUUGGAUUAUGUGGAAGCUGAAACCACAAAUGAUGAUUAUGCUUCCAUUUCCCAGAAGGAGGAUGAACCAGAUGCACAAGACACUGAGAACAAGGAUGAAAGCAUGAAUGUGUUACCUGAACAAGCUAGUUGUGAAACCAGUGGUCCUGUUUGUUUUCUUCAGGAGGAUCAAAACCUAAAACCCGAUUUUUCUUCAGCGAAUGGCUGGGAAGAUGAGGUUCCUUUACAAGUUCAAAAUUCAGAAGUGCUGUUACUUCCAUACAAAGAAGAAAGUUCCUCAGCCGGGGACAACAUUGGAAGAGAUGAGGACUCCUCAUCUGUUUUGGGUGGUGGUCCAGAAGAAGCAGAGUUUGACGGCUUUGGUGGCUUAUUUAAUGAGCCUGAAGUUGUUGCUGGGCCUGCUCCCAGACCUUCUUCAUCUGGUGAUGUGGAAGCUGGCAUUAUCACUAGAAACAACAGUGAGUCUGAUCCAGAUGAAGUAGAUGAUACAGAUUCUCCAGUCUCUGUAGAAAGUUGCUUGGCACAUUUUAUAAAACCCGAGCUUCUUUCAGAUGAAAAUGCUUGGCAUUGUGAGAACUGUUCAAAAAUCCUCCAACGUCAAAAGAAGGAAGUGAAAGAGAAGACAAGAACUGUAUCCAAUGGAAAUGAAACUGGUAGUCACGAGGAAUCAUCACAUGCAUCUAACUCGUGUUCUUUUAAAGUCAGUAGCACAGAAAAUGGAGAUUUUCAAAAUGAAAACAAUGUAGAAGGUUCAGUUUCACAUGUUCAACAUGGCACAGAGCUUGAAAACAGUCAAUCAGAUGAGCUGAAACUGAACAAGUCUUCUUGUUCUCAUAAAGCUUGCAAUGAAGAAAGCUGUAAUAAUUCAGCUGCCACUGAUUCUUGGAAUACUGGAAAUGUCCAACAAGAUGCUCCAGUAUUAGGUAAUGAUAACAACGACGCAGAAGAAUGCAGCGAGAACGAGGCCGACUUAGAUAGUAUGAAAGUGAAGAGGGAUGCAACUAAGAAGGUCCUCAUUUACAAAGCUCCGCCUGUCUUGACCAUUCAUCUGAAGAGAUUCAGCCAAGAUGCUCGUGGCCGCUUAAGUAAGUUAAACGGUCAUGUCACCUUCAGAGAAACAAUGGAUCUUAGACCGUAUAUUGAUCCCAGGUGUAUAAAUGAAGAGAAGUAUGAAUACAACUUGGUUGGUCUAGUGGAGCACUCAGGAACCAUGAGAGGGGGUCACUAUGUUGCCUAUGUGAGAGGGGGCCUGAGGAACAGAGGGAAGGUUGAUAAUAAAGAAUGUGAGACUUCCACAUGGUAUCAUGCGAGUGAUGCAUAUGUGCGUGAAGUUUCUCUUGAUGAAGUUCUUCGCUGUGAGGCAUACAUUUUGUUCUAUGAAAGAAAUUGAGUGAACCAUCUACUUUUUAGGUAUUUAUUUAUAUUUGAGUUAGAUAUAAAGGUUUACUAAAUUUAGAAGAGAGAGAUACAUCAUUGCAGGUGAGUUUAAAGCAAUUGCCACAUAUUGUAUACCAUUUUUCCAACAUGUAACGAGGUAUUGAAUGUACAAUGCGGUGUCAUACAAUCAAAUGUCAAAUUUUCAUCCUUACAAUCUUUUGUGGCCAAAGCCCACUUUGCUGUUGUGCUUUGUUUAAAUUUGUGGGACAGGAUUGUCCAUUAUGCACUCAGUUCAGUUUGAUUGUAAAUGUUACAAAAUUCCUGACCUUUCAAAAAAUGUUACAACAUUUGUGUUAUGGAUAUUUUCAUUAUUUUUC